AUGAGAUGGGGUCAUAAAGCUAACCCGGAUAGGUGGUUCAUAAACUUACAACCUCAAUUCCAAGAAGUUGUAGACGCAAUGGAAGUGAAUGGUGAACGAGACAUAGCUGGUAUUUUAAGCGCGGCUUUAAUGCCAUUGAAAGAUAUGAAACAUGCAGAUAUUUUGGACCAGUAUGAAAUGAACAUGGCUGAUGGAAAUAUAACACCUGACGUUCUAAAACAUUUAUCUCAAAGAACUACACAGAACCAUAGAGAUGGUAUAUUUGGUGAAGAGUUUAGAAAGAAAGUUAGGGAGGGCGAAGGAAGAGAACCUAUUGUACAUGACCUUGCAAACGAAAGUUUACAAAAUGUCAUAAAAACUUACUUUGCAGACAAUGAAAUGAGAAGGGAUGAAUAUUUAAGAAAACUCAAAUGGACAGUACCAAAUGAAAUGUUAGUAUUGAAAAACAUGUUCCUUGACAAAAUAAAACCAACUACAGAAAUAAACGACGCAAGACUGAAAGAUUGGGUAAAAGCUUUCCCAUUCACAAAAGAUAUAGUUGGUAACAUGGAAAGAAAACCAGAAUGGCUACAAAAACAUAUAUUUGGAAACGAGCUUAUUCCAUAUGGACAGGCUCUGUUUGAAGAGCUUGAACCGGAAACUCAGGAAAGAGUCAUGCAAACAAUACGCGAAGACUCAAAUACAAACUAUGACAAACUCUUUCUAGGAUAUAGGGUACCUGAGAUGGGCGACCAGAGCCCAAAGGCAAAAAGGACAUGGGAAAUUUACAACAUACUAGGUGAACAUGAGGCAAAGAUGCAACAACUUGAAGCAGAGGGCAAGUUACCAAAAGCGACACCAAAGAAGAAGAGAAGAGUAGAACAAAGUGAAAGUAGUGAAGAAGUAACUUCAUCUAGUGAAAGUAGUGGCAAUGAAGGAAAAAGAAGAGUUAAAGAUUCAGUUAAAAACUCAGCCAGGAAGAAAGUAAAACUUGGUCCACGUGGGUUUUAUUAUGACACAUAA
Molecule: messenger RNA, 1002 nt
Organism: Trichomonas vaginalis G3
Lineage: Eukaryota; Parabasalia; Trichomonadida; Trichomonadidae
Product: protein of unknown function, DUF4106 family
Exons: 1
Coding region: 1-1002 (333 amino acids)
Source: RefSeq, a predicted model, not a curated record